AUGCUGCCACUGAGGGACAACCCCUUCGUCACCAUCCUGUUGCCGCUCGCCUGCGCCGACGACCUGCUCAUGCACGCCAUCCUGGCCUUCAGCGGCAGCCACCUGGCGUGCAAGGAGCCAGGCAGUCCAGUCGCCACGGCCACCGAGCUGCACUACGCGCGGUUGAUUGGCGGGCUGCGGAGCGAGCUGGCUCGCCUACUACGAGAAGGGGAAUCAGGCGAGCAGGCUGUGAGGCUGCUCCCGAUCUUGAUGGUGGCCUCACACUACGAGGCCAUCUCUGGCGACGCCCAAGGGGCCAUGUUCAGCCACCUUCGGGCUUGCCGCUCGCUCAUCAUGUCGUUAACGGGUCCCAACGGCAGCGGCAAGAGCCUCCCGCCCAGCAUCAUGCGCGACUCCUUGGGCUUCAGCAUCGAGCUGUACACCUACAUUUCUGUCAACAACAUGCUAACAUACCAAGGCCACCUCGCCGACGCCGACACGGCCUCGGAUCCUUUCGUCGUGCCCCUGGAAGACAUGGCCGCGUUCCCAACCUUUGGCGCCCUGUUUGCCGGCGGCCACGAGCUCUUCCGGCUGGUGCCCCAGGUCUCCCGGCUGGCGUCGCGGCGCCUGGCCCAGGAGACGGACCCUCCCACGCCGCCCAGCAGCACGCUCCAGGCCGCGCACGACGACUUGCUCGCGCGCAUAACCUCGUGGACGAUGCCGCAGCAGCCGCGCGCCGCCGAGACGGCGUCCGAGUGGGGCGACCGGGCCACGGCGGCCGAGGCGUUCCGGCAGGGCCUGCUGACAUACCUCGCAGCGGCGGCGGGCGGGUCGCGCGUGGCGUCGGACGCGGGGGCCAUGGGCGCCAUCGGGCGGUGCGCGGGCGCCUUCUACGGGCACGCGCUGCGCCUGCAGCUGGCGCCCGCGCCCUACACGGUGUCGCUCAUGUGGCCGACCAUGAUGGUGGGCUCGUGCAUGGUGGACGCGGCCCAGCGCGAGACGCUGGAGCGCGGGUUGCGGCGCGGCCGCUUCGCCAUGCGCCACCUCGGCGUCAUGGCAGACGUGCUGCGGCUGCUGUGGGACGACCCGGACCCGCGCGCCUUUGGGCCGAACGGGCUGCGGUUGAUCAUGAGAAAGCACGGCAUCACGUUUGGGGUGGUGUAG
Gaeumannomyces tritici R3-111a-1 is the source of this 1143-nucleotide messenger RNA. RefSeq lists its product as hypothetical. Gene Ontology annotation, biological process: positive regulation of transcription by RNA polymerase II. The coding region runs from base 1 to 1143 and encodes 380 amino acids. Gene Ontology annotation, cellular component: nucleus. The transcript has 2 exons. NCBI's taxonomy places the organism in Eukaryota, Fungi, Ascomycota, Sordariomycetes, Magnaporthales, Magnaporthaceae. Gene Ontology annotation, molecular function: transcription cis-regulatory region binding; DNA-binding transcription factor activity. The record is from RefSeq and is a predicted model, not a curated record.